UGCUUUCUGGUCAGUUUUCCAAUUAUUAACGAGGGUGGCGCUAGGGUCGUGAUUCGGUGCCGCACUCGGCACUACUAUGUUGGCAAGCAAGACGAGAGGGAAACCGUUUCCAGGGGCGCGAUGCGAUUAAUAAACGUUGCAUCGCUUUUGAAAACUCCAACGAAUCGACCGACACCUUGACAAGAUGAAGUUCGAUUUAAUAUCUCGUUGUACGACGGUCCGGUAGUUAUGAAAUCUCAUCGAUACGCUUCGUGUUGUACACCGUCUCUCCCUUCUACUUUCCUCCGUGUUAUCGAUUGUUACGAACGCGCCGCCUGAUAAUGCGUUAAAUGUGCACUUCCUUUAAUCGAAAUCACAUAUCCUCGCGUUUACACGACGGAAAGAAAUCGAAUAUCGUGAUACGAUCGGAUACCGAUCAUGUAUGCCGUACUAAAAAUAACCUGCGUUUAAAUAUUGUGCGACAUGGAGUUCCCGGUAUAUCAGCCUGAAUGAAUGCAACCCUUCAACCGUGCAAACAUGGUCGAUCGUUAAGCGUAAUGAGUCUAACGUAGGCGCAUUAUUUUCGAGAUCAUAUCUGAAUGAAUUUAUCUUCUAAUUAAAUGAUAUUAUUACUAAAUUAUACUUUGGGUCAGUAAAGAUUCUGCUCUCUUAUUCCGGGGUUAAAGGAUGUUACAUUGAAAUACUUGGGGGUCCUGAUAAUUCAAAGAAAGAUAUGAAACGAUAUCUAUCCUAAUACAUCAGUAUGGAAAUGGAAAAGUGAAAGCAUGAUAUGAUAUAAUGGAAUCCAGGAUGCCAGUGAAGUACGACGAUUCUUAAGUUCAGCAUGGAACUUAGAAAAGGGCUAUGGUCGAAAAAAAUCCUGCUACCGGCCUGUUUUCUGGUAAUUCUAAUCUGGAUCUUUCUAAUCGACAAUUCCUUGCUCCUGGUCGGCCUGUCCGGCAAAGCGACCCUACAAAAACCCAGAAAUUCCGUUUACUCUGCGCACAUGGUCGAUCCGAAUUUGGACCGUCUAAUCGUGAAGGAAUCCUUUUUGAUAAACGACGUCGAAUCGAGACGCACGAAAUUAUCGAAACUUCAAGUGGUGUCACUUUGGACAGGCAACAACAGCGUUAAGGGAAGCUCAGGUACAUUGCGAAAGUAUCAGGUGUUGAGACAACAAGGUUUAAUACCUAGCAAACAAUUACCGACUGCGUUGAUAAUCGGCGUGAAGAAAGGCGGAACCAGAGCCCUGUUAGAGUUUCUAAGGUUACAUCCGGCUAUACGAGCCGCCGGAUCGGAAGUACACUUUUUCGAUCAUCAUUACAUCAAGGGAUUCCAUUGGUACAGACACCGGAUGCCUCCUACAUUGGCCACUCAAAUUACGAUGGAAAAAACACCGUCGUAUUUCGUGACUAGCGAGGUACCGAGAAGAGUUCAACGCAUGAAUCCGGCAAUGAAAUUGAUUCUCGUAGUAAGGGAUCCGGUUACCAGAGCGAUAUCCGAUUAUACUCAAGUGAAGAGUAAACGAGCAAACAUGCCAAAAUUCGAAGAUCUAGCAUUUCUGAACGGAUCCAAGAUCGUGGACACUUCGUGGGUACCAUUGAAGAUCGGAGUGUACGCGAGACACUUGGAAAGGUGGCUUCAAUAUUUUCCGUUAUCGCAAUUCUUAUUUGUAUCCGGGGAGAGAUUGAUCAUAGAUCCUGUCGCCGAGGUAACGAGGGUACAAGAUUUCUUAGGCCUAAAGCGAGUUAUAUGCGAGAAACAUUUUUAUUUCAACGCUACCAAAGGGUUCCCUUGUCUGCUCAAAUCUGAAGAACAUCCUACACCCCAUUGCCUUGGUAAGAACAAGGGUCGUAGUCAUCCUUACAUAGAUCCUGUAGCCAUACAACGAUUGAGAGAUUUUUAUCGUCCAUUUAAUCAACGUUUCUAUCAAUUAACCGGGAUGGAUUUCGGCUGGUUGUGAGAACAAGUGCAAUAAGCUAAUACAUAUCGAUGCUAGUUAAAUAAAACAUAGUCAAUUUUUACUGAGAUACGACACAUACGAAUGCCAUUAGUCUGCACCAAGAUAAAUUAUCGGUAAAAGAUGAUUACUGGUUAGGUUAAUUUCACUCAACGUAACUAACAGGCAUUAUUUUAAUGUGUUGACAAUACGCAAGAGAAUUCGUGUUUGUGAUAUUACCGCUAGGGGAUGGACGAUAUCGAUGAAAAAUUUACAUUCGUAAUUUAAAUGCUGUAGAUAUUUGAUUUAUACUGUAGCAAGGGAGAACAUCGCGUAAUAGUAAAGUAAUCAAUUAAUAAGUUGGAAAUAUUAUACGAUUCGUAUUUUUGUGUUUUGUAAUUGGAAAUUGACAUGCGCUAUGAAAAGAGUACCAUGAGCGCCAUCUUGUUGCACGCGUAACUAUUGUUUUAAAGGUACGCAUUGAUUUCAAAUUUGAAAAAAUCUAAAAGUAACUAAAAGUACUUGUAGCUGAGUUUAUUAUUCGUUCAAUGGGAGACCAUACCUCUUUAACGCAACUCAGGGAAGACUUCUCUCAGUUCGAACUUCGUGACACUUGGCGGUCACAUAAGUACACGGCGGAUAAAAAAACACGAACAUGAAAAGUGAAUACCCCAUCGACGGUCGGAGCGUAUACUAAAUAUAAGACCACUAGAUAUGCUGCGCAGCGCCACGACGCGCAUGCGCAAACGAAGCAUGCUUGAACUAAUCAGAGUUGACAUGCAUGUGCGCAUGCGCAAAACGAAUGACAACUAUUUCAAAUAUGAUCUUAUGUUGAACGAAUAAUAAAUUUGAUGAUUUUUAAACUUCCAUUAGCACUAUCGAACAAAAUAUGUAUAUAAACUUGAAUCCUAGCACCGAAUAGAAGAAACAGAAUAUUUUAAAUGAGGUUUCGUUUGGAUCAUAUUGAAAUUCUCUUGCAAAAUUAGAAGCAGAUCAUUGUCGUUACUGAAAACGAUUCUUAUUGUAAAAUUUAUAAUAAUUAAGCAACAAACCAUAAGUACAACUUAAAGCAAUGGAAAACUAUGUCUCCUUUUUACAAGUUUCAAUGAACAUACGAUGUCAAUUAGACAUUUGCAACGACGAGGGUUGUUAAAAAGUUUGUACAACCGCGAAACACAAUUAAUUUUGCUACGUGCAAAUAUGCACCAGCUUGCAGAAAUUAUAAAACGAAUACAGUGUAUUUAUAUUUUGCAAACGUGCACACAUAUAUAUAUACGUAUUAUAAAACGCGAAUUUUUACAAACUCGAUGAUAAAGUAAAUUUUAAUUAAACGGUAGAAAAUGUUAGUUGUUAAUUAUUAGAGUUUGUUCCAAGUGAGUUGAACGUUUAGAAACUUUUAUUGACGAAAAUGAAUUUUGUGUAAUUAGAAAUGUUAAUUGAACGAAUCGCAACGACCGUAUCGUUGAUUAAUUAAUUACGUGUUAAUUUGCUCAAGCGAUCUAAUCGACCUACUUAAGAGAUACAUAUCUGUAAAUAAACAAUCAUUUCACGAAACACUGAGUAACAUGUUUUACUUACGUUUCACCCCGACUAUUUAUUUAUAACACUAUCCACAUAUUUAUCGUUACUCGAUUUAUUCGUAUUCGCAUUAGAAGAUAUUACAAGUAACAAAUAACAACAAAGAUGGAUCCUCCGUUACACAGAUUCCCUAAUGAAAGAUUGCAUUCGAUUUUUUAUCAAAAAAAAAAGGAAGAAGAAUUAACACGAUACGCGUGAAUGUUUUCUAUACAUUUGUGAACGAGUAUUCUUAACAUAGUUUCCUUAAAUAUUCCAUCCUCUGUUUAUUUAUUUUUUUUUAUACAAAUAUAUGUCGUUAAGGCAUUAAAAAAAAAUAUAUAUCUCUCUGGUCCGUCUAUCUAAUUCUACUGAACUAUUGACAAAAAAAGAAAUAGAAAGAGAAAAACAGAAGAAAUCGUGCCAUUCGAUGGAAGACAGAUAUUUCCUGAAAUUAUGCUCAAUUUUUUAUCUCUUAUUUUGAAUAAAAUAAAAAGAAAAAAUUGAGAACCGUCUACUGUUCCAUCGAGAUGGUAACAUAUAUAUGUAUAUCUAUAUAUAAAAAAAAUGAAAUGUAAGUGCGACAUACGUUUUAUUGAUACUCUAAUCUUAUGUUAAAAGAUUCUUGAGCAAUCUUAUCGAUUGGUGGACGGAAUUACAUACUGUUGAGAGAGAGAGAGAGGCUAUUACAAUACAGUAGGUCAGUAUGUUCAUCAUACAUAAUAAAAACUAACGCAUAAUAAUAGUAAUUCGAUUUGUGUAACAAAUACUGAUUCAAUGUGAUCGGGAUAGAACGAAUACCCAUACGUUUUCCACCGCGGGAUUUAUCGACUUCUUUCUAUCCAAAUUCAACAGCACAACAACCGAUUUCUCGAAUGAUCUCUCCACUAAUAAGUCAAACAUUGUCUACUCUCCUAUUAUUUUCAUCUUUCAAUGUAACAGACACAGUGUGAUACUAUAAAAAAAAAAA
Molecule: messenger RNA, 4442 nt
Organism: Osmia lignaria (orchard mason bee)
Lineage: Eukaryota; Metazoa; Arthropoda; Insecta; Hymenoptera; Megachilidae
Gene: Hs3st-B
Product: Heparan sulfate 3-O sulfotransferase-B
Molecular function (GO): [heparan sulfate]-glucosamine 3-sulfotransferase activity
Source: RefSeq, a predicted model, not a curated record